Episyrphus balteatus (marmalade hoverfly) is the source of this 3553-nucleotide messenger RNA. It is a transcript of the gene melt, whose product is annotated as protein melted. Gene Ontology annotation, molecular function: phosphatidylinositol-5-phosphate binding. The record is from RefSeq and is a predicted model, not a curated record. NCBI's taxonomy places the organism in Eukaryota, Metazoa, Arthropoda, Insecta, Diptera, Syrphidae. The transcript has 16 exons. Gene Ontology annotation, cellular component: plasma membrane. Gene Ontology annotation, biological process: regulation of signal transduction. The coding region runs from base 319 to 3462 and encodes 1047 amino acids.
UUACGGUUGUAUGAUUACAUUCUGUUGGCUCGCUGCUUCCCUGUCGAGAUAAACUGCUUGCUUGUCGUCGCAUUGUGUGCAAAUUUAUUGCAACCAACUAUUUUUUUUAUUAUUUUUCGAGUGUUUUUUCGUAUACAUUUUUCUUUUAUUUUGUUGAAUUUUUUAAAUUCCAUUUUCAAAAAUAUGAUUUUUUGAAAAAUGUUUAUAUCAACAUAAAGAAACUCCAAGAUGCUGCCAGGACGUACUUAAAUCAUUUUUACAAAUUUUAAUUGAGAACUUGAAACUACGAGAUAAGCAAACAAAAAAAAAACUGAAAAAAUGCAUGAACUCUUCACGACAGUGCUUUCAAAACGUGAUCUCUCUCGGGCAGGUGAUCUAUUUUCUGUAUCGGAUUCAGAAAUUGUCAAUGACAUAACACAAGUUCUUCUAGAAAUUGGACCAAUCAUCUCGCAACCAGAUUACUUAAAGAACAAUAAUGACCAAUCUGUAGUGGAAAUUUGUGUUACUCGAAUACUUUCAUGUAUUCGAGAAACUAAGACAGCCGAACGAUAUUGUUCGGCUUUAGUGGAUUUACUGAAAACAUGCCUCCUUUGGCCACUUCAGCCACAUGGACCGAUGAAAGAGGAUCCUCCUCAUGCGAAAAUAGCUGCCGAUAUUAUAUCCAGUAUUUUUCUGAAUUAUGACAAGAAGGAAUUAAUGAAUAUAUCUCUGCCUGUGGCUGUUCAAUUCCUUCCAAAAGGCAACAAAGAACUAUCAAGGAAUUUGGCAAGUUACUUGUCAUUGGCUGCUAUUGACUAUGCUUAUUUAUUAAGUCCUCAUGUUGACUCAAUUAUGGAUUCAAUACUUGCUGGUAACUAUGGACUAUGCCGUGUUCUUUCGCAAAUCUAUGAGGUAUCACCACAACAAGUUUCACCACAUGCUCCAGUGCUUAUAGGACUUUUGCCACAAUGUGAUUUACAGGAAAAACUUGCUCUUCUACAACUUUAUAUAUUAAUUGCACAAAAAACACCAACCGUCCUUGAAAAUAGUGUACCAGAAUUAUGUGAAUUUCUUUUCAAUUCGGAAACAGCAACAUCAACAAUGCAAAUACUUUUAAAAAUUGCUGAAUCAUCUCCGAAAUUAAUUGUUGAACAUUUUGAUAAAAUCAAAUUGACAGCAAAAAAUAAUCCAACAACAAUCUCAUUGGCUGCACAAGUACUUGCAACAGCUGGACGAAAUAAUAAGGAUACAGCACAAUAUGCUCUUGACUUCGUGCUUGAACAUUUACCGCAUGCUGAUCGUACUGCACAAACAAUAUUACUGCAUGAAGCAACAAUGUUAUGCUCAACGUUUCCAAUUCUAUUUAACGACAAAGUACUGGCAUGUGUUCGACAAAAGAACAUUAUAAGUCAGCAAAAACUUUCUGUUUCGACUGAAGUUAAUGCUGAUGGUAAUAAGACUUCGGGCGGUGUGACAAUUGUCAAUUUAAACUCAACACCGAUAACAAUGGGUUCAACAAGUGCCCAACACCACCAGCCAACAACUACCACAAUAUCAACAGACAUUUCACGCAGCCGACAUAUUGUGAGUAGCAGCAGCACUGUGAUAAGUAAAAAGAGUCGAAGUAGUCCGAGUAGUCCCAAGGACGUUAGGAAAUCUAUUGCUGUACCAAGUAAUGUAAAAAUCUCUACUGUAAAUGCACCUGCAAGUUUACCUUUGCAAGUGCCUCCGGUGACACCAGUCCAAAACACUGCACCAGCAGUACCACCAACACCCCCUCAUACGGGCUACACUCGUCGUGCAAAGUUGGGUGACUCAAGAAGUACAGGACGAUUGCAUCCAUCUAGCAAUACACAUAGAAGCAUGACUCGCCUUAAUGUUACUGGAGGAUCAGUUGGAGGUCUUCACAAAAGUAUGACUCGUUUAAGCUCCUCCCAGCAUAUAAACCAGAACGGAUCAAGCUCCAAUAAUGCAGCCCCAAAUUCGGCAGCAAACAGUCAGUCUAGUGGAAAUGUAAUCGUCCAAAUGGCAGCUUCCCAUCAAAAACAAAUAAACUCUCCCGCAGCACAUAACCCAACUUACAUAACACCAGUACCCCCGUUAAGUAAUAAUGUCAUCAUCACUGGACAUAACAAAUGGGGAAUUCCAUCGACACAAGUCACUUCUGGUGGUGUUACCGUCACUACUUCCCCAAAUAAAUGUCGACCACAUUCGCAAGGUCCAACAACUCUGCUGAGUUCAAGUAGUGCCUUGCUAAAGUAUAGCACAGAUGCAUUGAAUCAAUCAAUUGGAUCGAUUUCAAUACCACAAAAUACAGUAUCGGUACAUCAUGCAUCGCCAGCGUUGCCACCAUUGAAUGGAAAUCAAAAAUCUGUGAUGAAAUUACCUGUCAAUGGAUCGAGCAAUCAUGAAGUAGUAGUUUCGGGGCCGACAACAAAUGUUACACCACGUCGAAAUGAUAAUACAAGUCGAACCUUAUUGAAUGCGAACAAUAGCAUUUUGGAUCAGCGUAUGAGCACUUUUGAACCAUAUCAAUAUAUGCGCGAUCCAGUGCAGCAAUUUUGUGAAAAACAUUUUCCCUCCAUCAAAAGUUAUAUGGAUGAAGUUUCAAACUUUUUGCCACCUCCAACAAGAUGUAGUAUAGAAGAAAUAACAAUUUUAGAAAGACGCACGAAAAAAGUAGCCAAGCUGCAUUUUGCCUGUCAAAUUCGAGGACAACACUGCCUUUAUUCAAAAACAUGCUUUACAAUGCGAACAAGAAAUCCAAAAACUUGGAUACAUUUAAUGUUUUUAGAUUUUCAAGUUCGUCAUUUUGUUAAGGAAAAAUGUGUGCUAAGUACUAGAGAGCCUGGAAUUAGUAACCUUAAAAACAUUUGGCAAAUACUUAAAUGCGAAAGUCGGACAUUUACUGAAUUAGUUACCAGUCAAUUUCCAAAUACAAAGGAAAGAGAAGUUUUAGUUAAUGAACUUCGUCAUUCUGGUUUUCUUGAUGUUUUCGAAGUAUCCAAGACAGAUCAAUCUAAUCCGAAUUGCAAUGAAUUGGAAUAUCAAUGGGGAUGUUUUCUAUGCAAUCAUCCUGACAAAGCUGUUGGCUUUUUCAGCGGCAGUAAUCAACCUGUUAUUGAAGGUCAGCUAAAGGAAAAGAAAGGCAAAUGGCGAUUGUUUCGAAGAUGGAGAACUCGUUACUUUACAUUAUCGGGAGCUCAUCUUUCGUGCAAAGGAUCGAGCGGAGGAGAAAGUAUUGAUGUUAAUCAAAUUCGCUCGGUCAAAGUAUCACGAGGAGCUCGGAAUAUACCCAAAGCAUUUGAAAUAUUUACCGCUGAUCAAACAUUAAUACUCAAGCCCAAGGAUGGUAAAAACGCAGAAGAAUGGGUACAAUAUCUAAGUAUAGUUGUGGCACAUUCUCAAGCUCGCGAUAAUCCAACUGUGAAAACGAAUAGUCUUCCAGCUAGAGGACUCGGUACAAGCAAGCCAGCGUUUUGAAAAUGAAUAUUGUUUUAUAAUAGGAUUUAUUUUUUAAAUAUAAGAUACACACUUUGACGUAUUUAUUCCCUUUUAAAGGAAUAUAAAUUUA